This is a messenger RNA of Hippopotamus amphibius kiboko, 1542 nucleotides long. RefSeq names its product NOP53 ribosome biogenesis factor (gene NOP53). The transcript is spliced from 13 exons. Bases 29 to 1498 code for a protein of 489 amino acids. NCBI's taxonomy places the organism in Eukaryota, Metazoa, Chordata, Mammalia, Artiodactyla, Hippopotamidae. Gene Ontology annotation, biological process: ribosomal large subunit assembly; rRNA processing. Gene Ontology annotation, molecular function: 5S rRNA binding. The record is from RefSeq and is a predicted model, not a curated record. Gene Ontology annotation, cellular component: nucleolus.
CCGGGGGCCAACUUCUUCCUUUAACAAGAUGGCGGCGGGAAACGGUGGUGGUGGUGGUGGUGGUGGGCAGUGCUCGAAAACCGAGGCCGAUUCCGGCUUCCUGGGGCUGCGGCCCACUUCGGUGGACCCGGCGCUGAGGCGGCGGCGGCGAGGCCCAAGAAAUAAAAAGCGGGGCUGGCGGCGGCUCGCUCAGGAGCCGCUGGGACUGGAAGUGGAUCAGUUCCUGGAGGACGUGCGGCUGCAGGAGCGCACGAGCGGUGGUUUGAUAUCAGAAGCGCCGAAUGAAAAACUCUUCUUCGUGGACACUGGCUUCAAGAAUAAAGCCGUAGAGCUGAACAAGAAGAGGACCAGAGGCCAGAAGAGGUCACUGCUUCUCAAGAAACCCCUUCGGAUCGACCUCAUCCUAGAGAACACGUCCAAGGUCCCUGCCCCCAAAGAUGUCCUUGCCCACCAGGUCCCCAACGCCAAGAAGCUCAAGCGGAAGGAGCAGCUAUGGGAGAGGCUGGCAGAGCGGGGCGAGCUUCCGCGGGAGGUGCGCAGGGCGCAGGCCCGGCUCCUCAACCCUCCCGCGGCCAGAGCCAAGCCCGGGCCCCAGGACACGGUCGAGGGGCCCUUCUAUGACCUCUGGGCCCAAGGCAACCCUUUGGAGGGGCCCUUGGAGGGCCAGGACCCUUUUUUCCUGGAGCAGACCAAGAAGAAAGGCGUGAAGCGGCCGCAGCAUCUCCACACCAAGCCCUCCCAGGCGCCUGCCGUGGAGGUGGUGCCCGCGGGAGCCUCCUACAACCCAUCCUUUGAGGACCACCAGACCCUGCUGCGGGCGGCCCACGAGGUGGAGCUGCGGCGGCAGAAGGCGGCGGAGACGCUGGAGCGGCGGCUGGCCCUGCCGGCCUCGGAGCAGGCGGCCACCCCGGAGUCUGCCUUCCAGGAGAUGUGCCAGGGGCUGCUGGAGGAGUCGGAGGGCGAGGGGGAGCCAGGUGAGGGCCAGGACGCGGGGCCCCAGGCUGGAGGAGACCAGGCCGCAGGAGCCGAGGCCUCGGCCGCAGCUGUGCGCCUGGCCUCCGCGGAGAAGAAGACAGAGCAGCAGCGACGGCGGGAGAAGGCCGCCCGGGUGCUGAGGGUGCAGCAGGCCGCGGUGCGGGCUGCCCGGCUCCGGCACCAGGAGCUCUUCAGGCUGCGCGGGAUCAAGGCGCAGGUGGCGCGGUGGCUGGCGGAGCUGGCUCGGCGGCGGGCGCGGCGGCAGGCGAGGCGGCUGGCAGAGGCGGACAGGCCCCGGCGGCUGGGGCGGCUCAAGUAUCAGGACCCUGACAUUGACGUGCAGCUCAGCUCGGAGCUGUCUGACUCUCUCAGGACUCUGAAGCCCGAGGGCAACAUCCUCCGUGACCGGUUCAAGAGCUUCCAGAGGAGAAACAUGCUCGAGCCUCGGGAGCGAGCCAAGUUCAAGCGCAAGUACAAAGUGAAGCUCGUGGAGAAGCGGGCGUUCCGCGAGAUCCAGUUGUAGCUGCUGGAGCCCCCGCCCUUCAAUAAAGCACCUGCUGAGCAACA